Messenger RNA from Cooperia oncophora, 594 nucleotides. The record is from the annotation of a GenBank genome assembly. NCBI's taxonomy places the organism in Eukaryota, Metazoa, Nematoda, Chromadorea, Rhabditida, Trichostrongylidae.
AUGUCCCGUGUUUCGUUGCUCGCCACCCUUCUCUUGAUAUUAUCGGUCUCCACAGCGUACCUUUCCGACUCAUGGAUGCUCAGUUCGGAAAGACCAACGGGCCCACGUUGUGUGCCCAUACCACACAAUCUCACCAUUUGUUACGGCAUGCAGGUCUCGAGAAAACAGAAAAAGGGUCAGGCUUGCUAUUUUCAGUACAGCCAAAUGCGGCUUCCAAACUUGCUGGAACAUGACACCAUCAAUGAAGCGAUUCAUCAAUCAAGUGAUUGGAAAUCAUUACUUCAGCUGAAUUGUCAUCCAGACACUCAGCUUUUCCUGUGCUCACUUUUCGCUCCAAUUUGUCUGCCAACUAUGGACAAAGAGAUUCUGCCGUGUCGAUCACUCUGCAAAGCGGUGAAACAGGGUUGUGAGGGACGUAUGUCGGUGUACGGUUUCCCAUGGCCAGAAAUGUUAUCCUGUGACAAAUAUCCAGAGGAUAACGAUAUGUGUAUAAAGGCGAUGAACGUCGAGAAACAAGGCAAGUUGGCACGCCCAAUGCACGGUCAGUCGUUUGCUAGAUUGGUCCCAUCCCAUCAUUGUCUCUAUUCAAACUAA